AGGGCUCUCCCGGGCCAGCCAGUCGGCGUUGGUCUUUAUUGAGCUACCUUGCGCCAAAAAACACGAUCCUAGUGUUAAUAAAACUAGUCACGGUCAGUCACGGUAAUCAGUGAUAUCAACCCGACAAUGCUGUGUGCAAAGAGGGACUGGGAUAAGACUAUAUCAUACAUAACGGUGAAUGAGCUAAUCUUAACCAAGCUCGACAACUUAGUCCAUAAUCAUCCUAUGGAAACAUUGUCUGAGGAUGCAAGAGACAUGAUCAACAGUAUAAGGUCAUCAUAUCAAGCGCACGAGAAGACCCUAAGCUUGAUUACCGAAAGAAUAGAAAUAGAAAAGGUCAAGUAUCAACUAUCCUUGAUUUCUGACACUGAAAAAGCUCAACGUGAGAUGCAAAAACAACAGGAGAUGCAAAAUGUGUUGAGCGAAAUUGAAUAAAAAAAAGAUCCUACUUCUCCCUACCAACCAUCUAGUACCUACUUCAAACUAUUCUUUCUAUUUUUGUUUCUCUAAUUAUCUCUUUAAUCAUUACCGCCAUGUGGAACCUGCGGCCAUUAGAUUAAGACAGUAUAAUUAAAGAUGUGUCCUAAAAUUAGAUGUGAUUUAAAAUAU
Molecule: messenger RNA, 609 nt
Organism: Helicoverpa armigera (cotton bollworm)
Lineage: Eukaryota; Metazoa; Arthropoda; Insecta; Lepidoptera; Noctuidae
Exons: 4
Coding region: 127-435 (102 amino acids)
Source: RefSeq, a predicted model, not a curated record